AUGUUGUUGUCACAAUUUCAGGUAAUGAGCGCUCAGAAGGAUGGAGACAAUAUUAAGGUUGAAAUAGAAGGUGUAAAAGAUGGCAAGAAGCAGACCUUAGAUUGUGAUGUCCUGAUGGUAUCCAUCGGCCGACGUCCUUACACUAAAGAGCUAGGAGUCGAAAAUGUGGGCAUUCAACUUGAUGAAAAAGGCCGAGUACCCGUGAAUGAGCGAUUCCAGACCAAGGUCCCAUCAAUAUACGCUAUCGGGGACUGCAUUGCUGGACCUAUGCUUGCUCACAAAGCUGAAGAUGAAGGUAUUCUUUGUGUGGAAGGAAUCUGUGGUGGACCAGUGCAUAUCGACUAUAACUGCAUUCCGUCGGUUAUCUAUACUCACCCUGAAGUUGCUUGGGUAGGAAAACCUGAGGAACAACUAAAAGAAGAGAAUGCUGGAGAGAUGAUCGCUGAGGGUUGCUUAGCACUAGAAUAUGGAGCGUCCGCGGAAGACGUUGCUCGAGUAUGCCAGCGCUCGAUC
Messenger RNA from Cooperia oncophora, 513 nucleotides. NCBI's taxonomy places the organism in Eukaryota, Metazoa, Nematoda, Chromadorea, Rhabditida, Trichostrongylidae. The record is from the annotation of a GenBank genome assembly.